Diabrotica balteata is the source of this 1520-nucleotide messenger RNA. NCBI's taxonomy places the organism in Eukaryota, Metazoa, Arthropoda, Insecta, Coleoptera, Chrysomelidae. The record is from the annotation of a GenBank genome assembly.
GAUCCAUUAAAAUUUAAUGAUUUCGACCAUGAAACAAUACAAAUCCAAGGAUCAGAAAAUAAAUCACUUACCCAAAUUCAAGAAUUUUAUAAGAACACAAACAUUUUUGUUACUGGAGGAACAGGUUUUCUGGGCAAACUUCUUUUGGAAAAACUCCUACGGUCCUGCAAUGAGCUCAACAGCAUCUACGUCCUUGUGAGAAACAAGAAGGGCAAAAAUGUAACAACGAGAGUAGACGAAAUUUUUGAAGACGUUCUUUUUGACAAAAUUAAAGUUGCAUGUCCAAAGUUUAUGCACAAGAUUAUUGGUGUUGCUGGAGAUUGUUCAUUACCUGAUCUUGGCUUAUCAAUACAAGAUAGAAAUACUUUAAUGAAAGAGAUUAACAUAGUAUUUCAUGCUGCAGCUACAGUUCGUUUUGACGAAAAAAUGAAGACGGCAGUUGCCAUUAAUGUACGAGCUACAGAAGAGUUGUUGAAACUUGCGCAACAAAUGCCAAAACUUAAAAGCUACAUACACGUUUCCACGGCGUAUGCGAAUUGCCCAGAAAAAGUGAUCGACGAAAAGUUUUAUCCUCCAGCUUUGGAUUACAAAAAACUGCUAGUGAUGACAGAUACUUUGUCAGAUAAAAUGAUGGAUAAUUUAACUCCAAUUAUGCUUGACAAGUACCCUAACACUUAUACAUACACUAAACAGAUUGCUGAAGAUGUUGUCAAACAAGUGGGAAAAGGUCUUCCACUUGGUAUUGUGAGACCAGCAAUAGUGGUAACAACCUACAGAGAACCAGUUCGAGCAUGGAUAAAUAAUAUGUAUGGUCCUACAGGGAUAGUUGCAGGAACAGGUGUAGGUCUAAUAAGGGUAGUGCAUUGUGAUGAAUAUGUCAAUGCAAACAUAGUGCCAGGAGAUAUGUGUGUCAACUCUAUAAUCGCAUCGGCUUGGGAUGUCUCAGAACAGUUUUUAGAAGCAAAACAUCAGAAUAAGAACUAUGAAAUACCUAUUUAUAACUUUGAAAGCAGUAACGAUAGCCCGAUUAAUUGGAACAUUUUUAUGAACAGUACUAUAAAAUAUGGACUACACACCCCGUCCCUCAGUGCAAUUUGGUACGUGAGUUUGGUUUUAGAAAAAAAAUAUUUUCUAUACAUCAUUUAUGCAUUUUUACUACACACAGUUCCUGCUUUCCUUGUAGAUUGUGUUUUAGUAUGUACUGGAAAAAAACCAAAAAUGCUAAAAGCCUACAAAAAAAUCCAUAGAUUCUCAAAAGUACUGUCUUAUUUUUGCACACAAAAUUGGACUUUUCACUCAGAAAAUGUGCAAAGAGUAUGUAAGAAAAUGAGUGAAAAAGAUAAUGAAAUAUUUUUCAGUGAUUUAAAAUUGCUCAAUUGGAACAACUAUUUUAAGUAUUGUUUUAUAGGAAUAAGGACGUUUUUGUUAAAUGAUUCCUGGGAAAAUCUUCCUGAAGCUAUUACUAAAUGGAGAAGGUAGGUUAGAGAGUAUCAUUUUUUCCAAAUUAUGGAGUUUAUACU